GCGGAUGGAGAGAGAUUUGCUGCAUGCUUGUUCCCUAUUGAUGGAUUUCCUGCAGGCGAAUUGAUGGCCUGCUGACGACAUGGAUGUAUUGAAGGCCCCCUCGCGGCAGGGCUCCGUUUUGUCGACCGUCUCACAAACCCCCCGCGCACACCAGCCACGCUCGUCCAACCUACAACUGAUUACUCUACGUUGUAGUUACCUCGGGAAGAAUUUCAACCCUCCCGACUGUCUGUAGUAGGAGAAGAGGAAAGAAGGAAGAGUCAAAACGAUUUACACAAAUCAAUGGCUGCGGCGCGAGUGUUGCUACACGAUAAUAACCUGGCCUCUCCCGGCGCACUGCUCCGCGUCCUCCUCACCACUUCUUCCUCCCCUUCUUCUUCUUCCCCUGCUGCUUCUUCUUCUUCUACUGCCUCUUCAUAUUGCUGGUCGACCCGUCGUCCACUUACUACUAUUACGCCCUCAUCACGGCACUCGCCAUCAUCAGCCUCGACGCACAACAACCACCGGUUCACGCCAGCAGCCCACCACCAACAGCGGUCCUUGACCAUGUCCCAGCCCGUCAGCCGCAACCCGCACCCGGACUUCAAGGCCGUCGAGGCCGCGCGCCCGCCCUGGGACGACACGGAGCGCUUCCACUACACGCGCACCGUGGCCCCGGAGUGGCGCUUCGGCGACGGCGCCAACCGCCUGCGCGACAACGACGACGCUGCUGCUGCUGCUGCUGCUGCUACUACGACUGCGACUAGUACUACUGACAAGGGACGAGGCAACGAUGACAAGACUCAACCAAAGCAGCAGAAGCAGCACGUCGCCAUCGACCCCUACGCCCCCGGCCGCGCCCCCGGCAACAACUACAAGCUUCUCAUCUCGGCCAUCACCCCGCGCCCCAUCGCCUUCCUCAGCACCGUCGGCGCCGACGGCCACAGCGGCGCCAACCUCGCGCCCUUUUCCUACUUUAACAUGAUGAGCCACGACCCGCCGCUCUUUGUCGUGGGCUUCGACCGCGGCGGAGGCGGAAGGCCCAAGGACUCGCUCGCCAACGUGCUCGCCACGCGCGAGGCCGUCAUCAACAUCAUCGGCGAGGACUUCCUCGAGGCCGCCAACGCGUGCAGCAUCGACGCCCCCUACGGCGCCUCCGAGUGGGACGUCUCCGGCCUGACGCCCCUGCGCGACUGCCAGACGGUGCGCCCCGCGCGCGUCGCCGAGGCCGUCUUCUCCGUCGAGGUCAAGGUCGACCACGUGCGCGACUAUGACCGCAAGGGCGCGGCGGGCGAAGUGCCGCAAAAGGGCUGCACGCUCGUCGUGUUUGAGGGGACGAGGAUCUGGGUCCGCGAGGAUGCCCUCGACGAGCAGCAGAACCUCGUCGACCCGGCGGUCCUGCGCCCCGUGAGCCGCCUCGGCGGCAUUUCCUACGGCAGGCUCACCCAGGCCGUCGAGAUUCCCCGGCCCUCGUUUGAAAAGGAUCUGGGCGGUCGUGAGGGGCUGGCGAAGCUCCAAGGGCCCAAGAAUUAGACGAGCGAGUCAUCCGUCAAAACAGGUGCGCCUUCGCAGCAUGAGAGGCCAUGGCGCGUGCCGUGUCGUGGAUUGAUGUCAUGUCCGUUUCAUGCAUGGUCAGUCAUUAGAUGGGAAAAUACAAGCAACGCCCC
Molecule: messenger RNA, 1646 nt
Organism: Purpureocillium takamizusanense
Lineage: Eukaryota; Fungi; Ascomycota; Sordariomycetes; Hypocreales; Ophiocordycipitaceae
Exons: 3
Coding region: 283-1512 (409 amino acids)
Molecular function (GO): FMN binding
Source: RefSeq, a predicted model, not a curated record